Molecule: messenger RNA, 1809 nt
Organism: Postia placenta MAD-698-R-SB12
Lineage: Eukaryota; Fungi; Basidiomycota; Agaricomycetes; Polyporales; Adustoporiaceae
Exons: 15
Coding region: 1-1809 (602 amino acids)
Molecular function (GO): monooxygenase activity; heme binding; iron ion binding
Source: RefSeq, a predicted model, not a curated record
AUGUCCGGCUCGCUCGCAACGUACGCGCUCCUUGCGCUACCGGUGCUCUACGUGCUUGUGACGCUUCUUGUGCCCCCCCAACGCAACCUGCGCCAUAUUCCGACAGUCGGGGGUCCGUCCAACCCGUUCCUCGCCUGGAUCGGUGCACUACGCUACGUCUCGCACUCGGCCGAAAUCCUUCGUGAGGGCUAUGCCAAGUGGUCGUCGUUCCGUGCAUUGCGGCGUGAUGCUCGCAGGACCGCACAUCAUCUUGGGAGUGUUUACAAAGGAGGCGUAUUCAAGCAUGCCGAGCCAGGAGGCUGGUGUGUCGUCGUCACGGGCUCACGCAAGAUCGAGGAGCUGCACCGCGCGGCCGACGACGAGCUGUCGUUCAUCGCAGCUACGAAUGAGACGCUCCAGGUGCCAUACACGCUCGGCCCGAACGUCGCGAGCAACCUCUACCACGUCCCGAUCGUGCGCUCGCAGCUGACGCGCGCACUGCCCGUGCAGUUCCCAGAGUUGCGCGAUGAGAUCGUGUGUGCGUUCGGCGACGCCGUUGGGAUGCCCGAGGAGUGGAAAGCCGUGCCUGCAAUGGAGGUUGUGAUGGACGUCGUCGCUCGCACGAGCAACCGGCUCUUCGUCGGCCUCCCGCUCUGUCGCAAUGCUGAUUACUGCGAGCUAAACAAGCAGUUCACCAUCGACGUCUUCACGGGCGCCGCGAUCAUUAACCUUUUCCCGAGCGUCCUCAAGCCAAUCGCCCGGCGCUUGCUCACGAAGGUCCCGCAGCGCAUCGCGCGCGGCAUGAAGCACCUCCAGCCCAUGAUCGAAGAACGCUUCCAUCUGAUUGAAGCGCACGGAAACGACUGGCCGGACAAGCCUAACGACCUGCUCCAGUGGCUCAUGGAUGCCGCACAGGGCGAGGAACGCACCAUGCGCGCGCUCGUGCUGCGGGUACUUACGGUCAAUAUUGCGGCUAUCCAUACCUCUUCCUUGUGCCUGCAGACGUUCAUCAAUGCGCUGUACCUCCUCGCAGCGUACCCGCAAUACAUCGCGCCUCUCCGUGCAGAGGUCGAGGCGGUCGUCGAGAGCGAGGGAUGGACGAAGGCUGCGAUGAACAAGAUGCGCAAGGUCGACAGCUUCCUCAAGGAGUCAAACCGGUUUACUGGUCUUGGCGCUAAGUCCAUGACGCGCCUGGCACUCAAGGACUUCACGUUCUCGGAUGGCACGUUCAUUCCUGCGGGCACUACGAUCUCCGCGCCGGCGCACGCAGUCCACUUUGAUGAAGAUAUCUGGCCGAACGCAGACGUCUUUGAUCCUUUCCGCUUCUCGAGCCUGCGCGAGGAGGAAGGCGAGGGCGCGAAGCACCAGAUGGUCAGUACCAGCCUAGACUACAUACCCUUCGGCCACGGACGGCAUGCCUGUCCGGGGCGGUUCUUUGCUGCGAAUGAGCUCAAGGCGAUGCUGGCGCAUGUUGCGGUGACAUACGACGUGAAGAUGGAGAAGGACGGUGUGCUGCCGCCAUCAAUGUGGUUCGGAACGGCGCUUGUGCCUAACAGGAAGGCGCAGAGCCGGUUCAGGGAAGACACCAAGUCAAAGGUGUGUCCGAAACUGCAGAGCACGCCCGCCGUGGUUCAUGCGAGUGGACAGGCGACGUCUUUGAGUAGUCUUGCGAUGGCGGCGAUGGUCGACCUGGUCGUUUCCCCAAUCCAGAUCCAUUAUCUUUGGACGAGCCGCACGGGGACGGACCACCUCAUCAAUACGCUGCUCAUGUACAUCGUGUAUGAUGGCAUCGAGCUGGGUGUCGUGGAGCUGGAUCAGAGAGGACACUAG